Alosa sapidissima (American shad) is the source of this 2410-nucleotide messenger RNA. Its product is annotated as neurofilament medium polypeptide. Lineage: Eukaryota; Metazoa; Chordata; Actinopteri; Clupeiformes; Clupeidae. Gene Ontology annotation, biological process: oogenesis; spermatogenesis; meiotic DNA double-strand break processing involved in reciprocal meiotic recombination. The record is from RefSeq and is a predicted model, not a curated record. Bases 175 to 1767 code for a protein of 530 amino acids. Gene Ontology annotation, cellular component: central element. The transcript is spliced from 15 exons.
AAAAGAGAGCACUUAUGACAAUAAAGUCAAAGCAUAAAACUAUGGCUUUGACAGAUGUGCUGACUAGCCAAUGAGAGUGCACUACCAGGUGACCACUGAUCUAUUCUUUAUAGAUUAGUGAUACCAAAGACUACAGUCUAUGAGUGAUACAGUUAAGCAUGAAGAAGCGACAAAAUGGCGGACGAAAAUGUCAUGGAAAAUUUGGAUAAUCUUUUAAUACAGUUAGCUCUGCAGACUCGAGAAUUAUCUGUAAAGAAAGAUGAUCUACAGAUGCACAUUCAAGUGUGCAGAGCAAAUAUUCAACAGAAGAAGACUUACAUUGAGGAGAAUAAAAAGCAUAUUGGGAAACUCGACGAGCAGAUUACAGAGAAACAGAAGACAGUUCAGCAUUACAAAGAGAACACUAUGGGCCUGAAGAGAACUCACAGCUUAUUGCUGCAGUAUGAGAAAGUCUUGGAGAGCGAACUGGAGCGCAGACAAGAAAAUUGCAACCGAGACACUAAAAUGUACCAGGAGCGUGUGGAGGGCUACAAGGCGGUGCUAAAGAAGCACAGGGAGCAGUACCACCAGCACCCGCUUGCCCAGAAGCUGCUGCGGAUCCAGGCAGACAACGAGGACAUCGAGAGGAGGAUCAGGGUCUGGGAGGACCGCAUAGCCGCGGGGGAGAAACAACGGCAGGCACUACAGGGUGCAUCAGUCUCUACAGCCCCUCCAGAGAAUCCAGAGGAAAGUGUGUCAUUAGGUCAGGUGGAACUUCAGCUGGUUGAUCAGGUUGAGCCAUCAGUGGACACUAAGGAUCAGUUGUCACAGGGCGCUGGCUGCGAUGGCCAGGAUGAGGAUGCUGGGUUUGGAGAGGAGAGGAUGGAGGAAGUGGGGGUGGGCGACCCCGACAGAGACCGAAGCAGAGCUGCUGCAGCAGGACCAAGCCCAGGGGGAGGCCUCGUGUGGACCAGCCCAGAAGCCAGAGCAGUGCAGAGGGAGGUAGCAGAGCAGGCGCAGCAGGGAGAGAUGGAACAGGAGGACAGCUUUAACAUGUCAGGCAUCGCUGAAGAGAUGGACAAUGAGCUUGAGGGGGUGGCAGUGGAGAACACGGGUCAGGACCAGGACCCCCCCACUGCGCCUGCCACCGCUGCCCCCUCUGGGGCCUCUGAUGUGGGGGCCACCGGGGACGCUGCCGUCUGCCCUCCUACUCCCCCCUCCAGGAUGAAGGCGGUUAUGUCCACGCCAACCUUCUCACUCAGUAGCCCAAACGACUCUCUUGGUCGCCGUGACAACUCCGAGAGGAUACCCCCAGGCUUUGUGUUCUCCGGCCCUCUUGGUUGCCGUGACGACUCCAAUGCGAAGUCCCCAGGCUUCGAGUUCUCCGGUCCUCUCGGUGGCCGUGACGACUCCGAUGCGAAGUCCCCAGGCUUUGAGUUCUCUGGUCCUCUCGGUCGCCGUGACGACUCCGAUGCGAAGUCCCCAGGCUUUGUGUUCUCGAUGACCUCUGAACCCUCUACUCCGGCCUUCUCUGGAUUCGGAUUCGACAUGGGCUCCGCUGCACAAGAGGAGGAAACCCCAUUCACAUUCACAAGUGAAUAUUUCAGUGACAAGAAAUCAUCUGAAUCAAAGUUCUCAGGAUUUCCAUUUGACCAGUCUGAGAGCAGGUCUGAAGAGGACUUCCAGUUCUCCUUCUCAUCCAAGAGCCCCGCGCAGAACAACGCCUCUGAGGACAAGGCAGGGACCGCAGAUGGAUUCCCCUUCUCCUUCAACUUCGGAAAUUUCUAGCUGCUGAGAUGGAUUGUUGGAUUGUCUGUCAUUGCAAGAACUGUUUCAAGAUUCAUAUAUAUAUAUAUAUAUAUAUAUAUAUAUAUAUAUAUAUAUAUAUAUAUAUAUACGAACCUCAUGGUUUUCAAUGAGAUAGCUGUGAUCGUUCAAGGUGUGACAAUAAAAAUGCACAUUAAUCCAGAAGAAGAAAAUAUAUCAUAUAGAGUUGAAUUUUCCAGUUGAUUUUUUCUUGUUUUUAAUCCAAGAACCAAGUGUUAAGUCCUGGCCUGUAUUGCUCUCUGUGUGUCUGUUCACAACUUUCUGUUUAUCAUUACGAGCCUGUUGUGUGGAGGCUGGAAUCAAUUAGAAAAGCCAGAAAAUGUAUUUUAAAAGGUUUUAUCACAUGUUUAAUACAUAUGCAUUUGUCCCUGUUCCCUUCAUUUGGUUGAAAAUGUGCAAACAUGUUAUUUAUAAAAAUAGCUACAUGCUAUUAUUUAUUGGAAGGAAAAAAAACAGCUCUGAAUUGAUGUCAGUUCAGUGAUAUUCAUUGUUGACUUUAUUGUUGUCUUACAUUCAGAUGGUAGUGUUUACACAAAUACAUCCAUACACUUAGUAUGGCAUUUUACUUGAAAGAUAAAACAAAUAAAAAUAAAAUAAAAAAGGA